This is a messenger RNA of Raphanus sativus (radish), 1060 nucleotides long. RefSeq lists its product as uncharacterized. The record is from RefSeq and is a predicted model, not a curated record. The transcript has a single exon. Bases 303 to 884 code for a protein of 193 amino acids. NCBI's taxonomy places the organism in Eukaryota, Viridiplantae, Streptophyta, Magnoliopsida, Brassicales, Brassicaceae.
UUGUAUGGACUUUUUUCUUUUUCCGUUUAUCACAAACCAUGGUGGGAGACUCGAACAAGAGGGGUCUCUUAAAAUAAAAUCAAGAAUGUUUUUAACAGUUGAGAUAAUAACUAUUGGACCCAUCAACUUCUUUAUUAUAAAACUCCUAUAGAGGAAUAAAUAUUAAUGUGUUUCCGUUAUAUAAAGACCAUCAUAAGUUUCAUCAUUAAUCCCACUUUAGUUUCUUUAAAUCACAUCCCUUCAAACUGACGCCAAGCUCCUCUCUCUCUCUCUUUGUCUCUUUCUGUCUUUCUAUUACACAUAUGCAAACACACGAGAUGGAUGUUUGUUCACCAGUCACGACCAAGAAGCUCUCAAGACUCGCGAAGCUAAUCCUCUACACAAUCCAAAAGGUCUCGGACGCCUCACGUCACAAACUCCAAACAACCCUCGAUCCACAACUACUAGCGAAACGUGGCAAGACCCUACGCAAAUCCCUAAACGAAGCCGUAUCAACUUCCCACUCCCACAUCACGUGCCGUCCCUCCGACCACGACGACGUCAGAUCCUCCUUCAUCUCACCUGUACCGCUCCAGCUAGACUACGAGUUUAGCUGCAGCAGCACCCCACCAAGACGUUCCUACGCCUCGACCACCACCGACGGACGACGCAGCGGGUCCCGCAAACCGCUUAUCGACAAACGCCAACGCCACGCGUAUAUCCGCUACAACACGCUCCCUAAGGUUCCUCGGGAACGACACGGUGCAGCGGCCGUGUUUCCUGACGUAGCUAGCAGCGUGGGAACCAUGGAUAGCUGCCACGUGGACAGAGCGGCGGAGGAGUUUAUACAGAGGUUCCACAGAGAGCUGAGGUUGCAGAGGUGGAUGAUGGCUCAGGAGGUUUAAAAUAUGCUUAGCCACUUUCGUUCAACCAAAAUAUUUAUCAUAUAAGAAAAAAAAAACUGUAAUAUGUAACUUUAGUAGUCUUGUUUUGACUUUCCAAAAUCUCCUUGUAUAGUUUUUCAUCUUUUAUCUUUCAUUUGCUUUGGGUAAUCAAUGAAUCCAUGAUCGAUUUUAAUUCA